Messenger RNA from Rotaria sp. Silwood2, 1554 nucleotides. Lineage: Eukaryota; Metazoa; Rotifera; Eurotatoria; Philodinida; Philodinidae. The record is from the annotation of a GenBank genome assembly.
AUGAAUCAAUCAACUGUCACUCUUCUUGACUUACCUAUUGAAAUAUUACAUAUUAUCUUAAAGAAACUUGAUAAUAUGGAUGUUCUCUAUUCAUUGCUGGGUAUUGAUAAUCAACGACUUGACACCAUAGUAUUAGACAAAACGUUUACAAAGUCUCUCAAUUUUGUAUUAAGAACGACAACUGAUGAUCUUAUGCCAAUUAUUGGCUCAAUGCUUGAUCGAUUCUGCAUAGAUAUAUUGCCAAAAAUUGAUUACAAUGUUAAAUCUCUUACUCUUCAUUCGGAAUCCAUGGAACGUAUUCUUGCUGCCGAUUUUCCUAAUCUAAGUGAACUUAGACUGUACAAUGUUAAUAACAACACUAUUUCACGCUAUUUUACAAAUGAAUCUCCAUUUCGACGUAUUAUUCAAGAGCAAAUUACAGAUCUUAUUUUUCUGUACAAAUACGAUAAUCGCAUUUUACUGAAGUGGGAAUACUCAAAUGAUGUGUCUGAUAUUGGAUUUAUUAAACUUUUAUCUCUUCGUAAUUUACCUUUGACUGCCUAUUCUUCUUCAACAAUUUGCAAAUUAUGUGUUCAUGUGAAUCGUUUUGAAGAUUGUCUUGCUUUACUUGAUGGUCGUCUCAAACAAUUAACUACGUUCAUUGUUACUAUUGAGAAUCACGAUUAUCGUACAUCAAUUAAUUACAAGAAGGAUAGUUUGCCGAAUUUGAAAUACUUUUCUUUGAAGUGCCAUUGCACGACUAAAAAAUAUGACACUCAAAUUGUACCUCUUAUUCGUCGUAUAUCAAAUCUUAAAGAAUUAACUUUGAAUAUUCAAAUCGAGCAUCGAACUAGAUUUGUCGAUGGUACUCAAAUUAAUAAUGAAAUUCUCGUUCAUCUACCACAACUGUAUAAAUUUACCUUUCAUAUUAGUACCAAUGUUACACGGCAACACUUAGUUCAAUUAUCGAACGAUGAUAUUCAGCAAACUUUUACUAACAUAGGAUAUGAACAAGUAUGCUGUUAUCUAACUUAUAGCUUUGAUAAUGCAACAUGUCGUAUUUUUUCGCUACCGUUCGCGUUUGAUGAUCUCCAACAUAUUGGCAAUAUAUUUCCACCUAUUGUUUUUACUCAUGUUAUACACUUGGGAGUGUACGAUUUAGUUCCAUUCGAACAUGAAUUUUUUCUCCGUAUUGCUCAUUGUUUUCCUCUACUGAAAGAGUUGGUUGUUAUGAAUUUCGAAUCUCAGUCACACAUAUCAAAUAAUCUAAACUCAAACGAUAAUCAGAUGCAUUCUAUUGCUGAAUAUCAUCAUCUUACUUCGCUUUCUGUUCGAUAUUGUCAUAUUGAUUAUGUCGAGCAGUUUCUCAAUGAAACAAAAACACAUCUACCUCGUCUUACCGAAUUGAUAGUCGAUUACAAUCAAUUAACAAUCGUGACAGAAAACUUUACAAGAAAUACAACACGGCUCAAUUGUGCUAAAGUGAAACAAUUAAUUAUUAUAAAAGCAUUAGCGCAUUCAAAAGAUCUUUAUGAUUAUUUUCCUGUGUUGUCAUCUUGUUUUUGUUCUGAAUAG